Coniophora puteana RWD-64-598 SS2 is the source of this 1074-nucleotide messenger RNA. RefSeq lists its product as uncharacterized. The record is from RefSeq and is a predicted model, not a curated record. Gene Ontology annotation, cellular component: cytoplasm. The transcript is spliced from 6 exons. Gene Ontology annotation, molecular function: acid-amino acid ligase activity. Lineage: Eukaryota; Fungi; Basidiomycota; Agaricomycetes; Boletales; Coniophoraceae. The coding region runs from base 1 to 1074 and encodes 357 amino acids.
AUGCUCACGCACGCUGCGUUUGCGCUAGCGGAAUCGUCCCUGACUACGCUCUGCAUGCUGUGGUCCACCACUUUCGUUGAUUUUAUCCGAUGGAUCGACGAAGAGUGGGAGACGCUCGUAACUGCGAUUGAGACUGACAAGCUGCCGCAGCUACCUGGGACAGAGGAAGUUUACUCCAGCGUUGCAACAAAGUUCUUCGCAGUCCCUGCACGUGCAGAGGAGCUGCGAAAGAUCGGGCCGCCAUCACAUACCGCGGAAGGAUGGACAGUUAAGGUCUGGCCUAAGCUCGAGCUGCUGGUUGCCGUCUGCAGUGGAACAUUCGGACGUGUUUAUCCGCAGGUCAGAGCAUACAUAGGCCCGGACAUCCCCAUUCGCCCUGUGGUUUACGCCUGCACCGAGUGUGCCAUUGCGAUCUCGUACGACGAUCGCAUGCCGAAUGUCAACCAGGUGCUUACAGAAGACUACAUCGAGUUACUCGAGGUUACUCCCACGAAUGAAGAUGGAGAGCUUAAGCACUUGUGGCAACUCUUAGUAGGUAGACUGUACGAGCCAGUCGUUACAACGCGCUCUGGCCUAUGGCGCUACCGGAUGGGUGAUGUCGUUGAAUUCGCCGGUUUCUCUCCAGCGGACGGCUCGCCUCUACUGCGACCCAGGGAGCGACGGAACCAGUCCCUUAGGCUGCCUCUCGCGCUAAUAUCGCAGACGAAUAUCAUCGAUUCUAUUGCGGGUGUUGGGGAAAUUAGCCAGACAGAAUUUACGACGUGGAUAGACGACCGCAAGGUGCCAACAGUCGGUUUCUUGGUAGAACCAGCCCCGGGAAAAGGUAACACGAUGAUGGAUAACCUGAUUGAAGGCAACGAGAUGUUCGCCAUGAGUGCCAAAAAAGGGCAAUCCGUCAAACCGACUAUCCGUGUUCUUGCUCCUGGCACAUUUGGCGAAUUUAGGCGCUGGAAAGGGGAGCUUAGUGGUACAGGCAGUUCCCAGGUCAAACUGCCUCUUAUCAUGGUGGAUACGAAGGGACAAGAGUUCCUACUUCUAGGGUUGUCGAUGAGGUUCACUAAGCAUUGUAGGUAG